AUGAGUGGAUUGGGAGCAAAUCGAAAAGCUUUUUCAUCAUCACAUACGUUCAUGAAUAACAAUAGCACAGCACUAGCAUCAUCGAAUGCUAUCCCACCAAGAAGACGAAUGAUUCAAAACUACUCGGUCCUCUGGUUAGAGGAGUGUAUGGAUCAAACAAACAAAGAUUAUGAAAAUAGUUUGAUACAAAUACGAACCAUCGUCGACAAUGUGAACGUCUUUAAGCAACGAGAUGAAUGUAUUGACUUCCUUAGUGAUGCUCAAGACAUCAAGUCUUUUCUCAUUAUCGAAAAUAGUAUGGUUCAACAAAUCAUGCCUCUCAUCAAUGAUAUUCCUCAACUGGAUAGUAUUUAUAUCUUGAGUAACAUUAAAUCCUUACAUGAAGAAUUGACACAAAAAUGGCAAAAAAUCAAGAGCGUUCAUACCAACAUCGAUGACUUAUGCCACGGAUUACAAGUAGAUGUCAAGCAAUACAAACAAGACUCGAUUUCUAUGAGUUUUGUUCCAGUAAAUGAAAUGGAUUCAACUGUUAAUUCAAAUCAGUUGGAACCAACAUUUAUGUACACUCAAAUAUUCAAGGAUAUUCUUCUUGAUAUGGAACAUGGUAAACAAGCCAUCAAACAGUUUACAGCUUAUUGUCGACAUAAUGACUGCUUGUCACCAAUAUAUAUUGACCGUUUUGAGAAAGAGUAUCAAGAUCAAUUAGCUAUUUGGUGGUAUACUUUUCCAUCGAAUAUCUUUUCUAUGCUCAAUUAUGGUCUUCGAACAAUGAACGCCGAUAUAAUUAUGACUAUGGGUUUUUUUCUACAUGAUGUACAUAAGCAAAUUCAACAGCUAUAUGAACAACAGAUCAAUGCUUACGGAACAAAACCUUUUUUAGUUUAUCGAGGACAAGGUUUUGUGAAAUCAGACUUUGAAAAACUUCAGCAAACACAAGGCGGCUUAAUGUCAUUCAACAAUUUCUUGUCCACCAGCAAAGAUAAAGUCGUAUCCAUCGGCUAUGCUCGCAUUGCUUCAACAGAACCGGACAAGGUGGGCAUUCUUUUUAUAAUGUCAAUAGAUCCUUCUAUUAAAUUAACACCAUUUGCCUCAAUCAAAGAGGAGAGCUAUUUUAGAGAAGAAGAUGAAAUUCUCUUCUCAAUGCACACAGUGUUUCGGGUGAGUGCAAUUAAACAAAUGGAUAAUGAGAAUCAAUUUUAUGAAGUUGAAUUACAAUUAACGUCGGAUGAUGAUCAACAACUACGAUUACUUACUGAUCGAAUACGAGAAGAAACUAAUGGUACUGGAUGGCAAAGAUUGAGUAACUUAUUGCUUCAGAUUGGUCAAUUUGAUAAAGCAAAAGAACUUUAUAAUGUAUUACUCGAACAGACAUCUUAUGAGGGUGAAAAAGCGCCUUAUUAUAAUCAACUCGGAGGUGUACAUAUGAAUCAAGGUGAUUAUGAAAAGGCUAUAUGGUAUUACGAACAAGCACUUCAAAUUUUUCAAAAAUAUCUCCCUUCAAAUCAUCCUGAUUUGGCUACUUCGUACAACAACAUCGGUUUGGUGUAUAAAAACAUGGGCGACUACUCGAAAGCACUUUCAUUUUACGAAAAAGCACUUAAAAUUCAGCAAAAAACUCUUCCUUCAAAUCAUUCUUCAUUGGCUAUUUCAUACAAUAACAUUGGUAAUGUGUAUAACAUCAUGGGCGACUACUCGAAAGCACUUUCAUUUUACGAAAAAGCACUUGAAAUUCAACAAAAAACUCUUCCUUCAAAUCAUCCUCAUUUAGCUACUUCAUACAUCAACAUCGGUUUGAUUUAUAGUAAGAUGACACAGUACUCGAAAGCACUUUCGUUUUUCGAAAAAGCACUUGAAAUUCAGCAAAAAUCUCUUCCUUCAAACCAUCCUUUAUUGGCUACUUCAUACAACAACAUCGGUGGUAUGUAUAACAAGAUGGGAGAGCGCUCGAAAGCACUCUCAUCACACGAAAAAGCACUCAACAUUCGAAAAAAAACUCUUCCUUCGAAUCAUCCUGAUUUGGCACAGUCAUACAACAACAUCGGUGGUAUGUAUCAUAGUAUGGGAGAGUACUCGGAAGCACUUUCAUUUUAUGAAAAAGCACUUGAAAUUCAACAAAAAACUCUUCCUUCAAAUCACCCUUCAUUGGCUAUUUCAUACUAUAACACCGGUUUUGCGUAUCAAGAUAUGAAAGGCCAUUCGAAAGCACUGUCAUAUUUUGAACGUGCUCUAGACAUAUGGCAACGUGCAUUCCCUCCAAAUCAUCCGAAUAUAAAGACUGUGAAACGCACGAUUGAAAUUGUAAGAAAGAAAUUAUAA
Messenger RNA from Adineta steineri, 2316 nucleotides. NCBI's taxonomy places the organism in Eukaryota, Metazoa, Rotifera, Eurotatoria, Adinetida, Adinetidae. The record is from the annotation of a GenBank genome assembly.